AAUUCUCCACUUGGCUUCGGAUCUCCAUUUUUGAAAAUCUCUCUCUCUCUCUCUCUUUUUUUUUCUUUUGGCAUUUGAUUCUAGCAAAGGCGGAAAUGGAAGCUCAUGUCUCCGGAUUCCGCCGUAUCUUAGUUUUGGCCUUCUGCGUCGCUGGAAUAUGGUCUGCCUAUAUCUACCAAGGUUUUUUACAAGAAACUCUGUCGACUAAGCGAUUUGGUCCAGAUGGGAAGAGGUUUGAGCACCUUUCGUUCCUGAAUUUGGCCCAGAAUGUAGUUUGUUUAAUCUGGUCCUAUAUAAUGAUCAAGCUUUGGUCUAGCGGUAGCAGCGGUGGUGCGCCAUGGUGGACAUUCUGGAGUGCUGGUAUUACGAAUACCAUUGGACCCGCCAUGGGAAUUGAAGCCCUCAAGUAUAUUAGCUACCCUGCCCAGGUCUUGGCCAAAUCUUCUAAAAUGAUUCCAGUGAUGUUGAUGGGUACUCUAGUCUAUGGUAUUAGAUACACUUUUCCUGAGUAUCUUUGCACUCUCCUUGUUGCUGGAGGGGUAUCUAUAUUUGCACUUUUGAAGACUAGUUCAAAGACUAUUAGCAAGCUGGCUGAUCCAAAUGCUCCUCUUGGAUACGGACUGUGUUUCCUCAAUCUAGCUUUUGAUGGAUUUACAAAUGCUACUCAGGAUUCAAUAAAUACUAGGUACCAAAAGACAAGUGCCUGGGACAUAAUGUUGGGAAUGAACUUAUGGGGUACCAUAUACAACCUCGUAUACAUGUUUGGCUGGCCUCAAGCUAUUGGAUUCGAAGCAGUCCAGUUCUGCAAGCAGCACCCGGAAGCAGCUUGGGACAUUUUUCUAUAUUGUCUCUGUGGUGCAGUUGGCCAGAAUUUCAUCUUCCUAACCAUUAGCAGAUUUGGUUCUCUUGCUAAUACCACCAUCACCACCACCCGCAAGUUUGUCAGCAUUGUGGUGUCGUCCCUGCUGAGCGGCAAUCCCCUAUCAAGCAAGCAAUGGGGUUGUGUGGCGAUGGUCUUUUCUGGCUUGUCGUAUCAGAUCUACCUCAAAUGGAGAAAAAUGCAGAGAUUGCAAAAGAAGAAAAAGCCCAUGUGAAGAGGCACCUUCAACAAUUUUGAAGUUAUAUUUUUUUUUUCCUUUUUUAUUAAAAAAAAAAAUUUAAUGUUGUAGCAUCAUUGUAACCAUAAGGUUAAGUGGUUCCAUGUUUAGGUAUUACUCGGGGAUAAUGGAUAUUAGUUAAUGUAACUGAAUAGAUACUUUACUGUUGAGAAAUAUAGCAAGUACACUCUUUUUCGUUUUA
Messenger RNA from Humulus lupulus (European hop), 1299 nucleotides. RefSeq names its product UDP-galactose/UDP-glucose transporter 3. The coding region runs from base 96 to 1094 and encodes 332 amino acids. The record is from RefSeq and is a predicted model, not a curated record. Gene Ontology annotation, molecular function: UDP-galactose transmembrane transporter activity; UDP-glucose transmembrane transporter activity. Gene Ontology annotation, cellular component: endoplasmic reticulum membrane; Golgi membrane. Gene Ontology annotation, biological process: UDP-galactose transmembrane transport. The transcript is spliced from 7 exons. NCBI's taxonomy places the organism in Eukaryota, Viridiplantae, Streptophyta, Magnoliopsida, Rosales, Cannabaceae.